AUGUCAGCGAGGGGGAGACGUCUCCACAUCCGUCUUCCAACAGAAAUACUCCCGGUUGUUGUUUACGUCCCUGAAGUCCACUCAAAGUGGUACGACGAGGUUGAAAUCCUUCCCUUCCUUACCUGUUUCUUUUCUCGCUGCAUCUUCUGGUUCUCGUUUGCUUGCUCGGCACUGAGAUCAGACCAGGAACGGCAUCGCGUUUUCAUCUCAUUGGUCCCUGAGGUCUUGGAGCAGAUCCUGCCAAACGCCAAUCUUGACAAGAAGAAGCUGGAUGCUACGAGGGUCAAAGAGGACGUGUUCCGCGGAGUCGGCAUGGAGCUUCGCUGCUUCUUCAGAAGCACGCUCCCCACCUAUCACCUCCUGUCCACAGAUGAGCAGGAUUGCUUGUACGUCCUGAGCAACUUUGCUGCCUCCGGCAGGUAUCAAGACUUUGGUCAGCCUAGGCGGAUGUGCCUGUCCAGGGCGCGGCAAAGCAAGAGCUUCGUACCGUCGAUGCUGAGCACGCAUUCAUCUCCAACUGGAAGCGCAGGAAAGACUCUUUUUAUCCAGGGGUUGCCCUCAACAAUGCAGGGUCAAGACCUUCAGGGUCUCUUUGACAGAUUCGGUCACAUCUCAUGGGCUGCUACAAUGCCUGUACCUCACAACUCAAGCGCGUCGUACGGCUACGUCCAAUUUGAAGAGACUGCUAAUGCGCUUGAGGCGCAGCAACGAAUGCAUGGAAAGAGGAUGGAGUGGUUCCGCCUUCUCUCCGUCUAUGGAGUCGGUUGCAACAUGUGA
This is a messenger RNA of Guillardia theta CCMP2712, 777 nucleotides long. RefSeq lists its product as hypothetical. Bases 1 to 777 code for a protein of 258 amino acids. Gene Ontology annotation, molecular function: RNA binding. The transcript is spliced from 3 exons. NCBI's taxonomy places the organism in Eukaryota, Cryptophyceae, Pyrenomonadales, Geminigeraceae. The record is from RefSeq and is a predicted model, not a curated record.